AGGCGUAAUGGCGGCGCGCACCAUUUGAUUGCGUGUUUCAGGCGAUGUUGUGUCAAAUGUCGCCGUUUAUGCCCGGUUUGUCUUCGGCGUCUUUGUAUGACAACUAACGGAUCUUUCCGAGACUUCGUUAUGGCAUCGGAAGCCAAGCAAUCGGAGAUUCUCAAAAAGCUCGAACAGAUCCGUAAGGAUAUCGCAAGGAAAGAGCGUAAGCUACAGAAACUCAAGCGCCUUUCGUCUCACCGAAGUAGCGUGAGCAGCAAACCGAGCGACGAAUCACAUUCGAGCGUCGCAGACGACACGUCGCCUGUGCUGCAAGAAGUCGCCACACUCUCGCAGCGCGAGAUCUGCGAGGCCUCCGGCUCCAGAACCGAAACCGUGGUGACGAUAUCAUCGGCAACAUCAGGCGCCAAUGGCCCCGUUGAAAAUACGAGAAACGGUGAACCCCGGUUGCCGAGGCACCACGAAGAUUCCUCCACAUCGGAAGCGACACAUCUAUCGGAUAGUAAACUAACCUCCUCCACCAACACUCCGGACUGUGAACCGAACCCCGUACUGCCAAAAACGACACUUUCACCCAAACCGGCUAGUCGGGAUGCUUCUCGAGCAAGCUCGCGCGACGUGGCAAGACCGGAGCAACAGAGCGAGAUUGAGAGGAUUGGUCGUCUGCUAUACAGCGAUUCGCUGACAGACUCCGACAGAGCUACUCGAGAACGACUCGUCGACGCGACAGAUCAAGCUUUGACGGAUGCUUCCAAAGUCCGGUCCCCGUUAAAGAAAAAGAAGCGACGGAGCGCGGGGCUGGAUAGCACACCUUGUGUGAGCGCCACUGGCGAAUACAACUUGAGGAAACGGAAGUCCCUUCAAAGCCCUGCCUUUGUUGCGACAAAGGAAUCUAGGAUGAUAUUGAAUGCGUUCAGCAAGCUCGUACAGAAGGCGUCUACUUUUCCAGUCUUGCCCUUUGAAUCGUGUCAGGCCGAGCUCCUUUCUCCGAUGUUCGAGCGGAAGAGCUCCUCUGGCGACGAAGCCGAUGCUAGCAGCCAAUCUCCGGUGGCGGCAGCACCAAAAGUAGACCUCGGUUGUAGGGUACGGCGUCGACGGCGGAGGAGUUCGAUGAAAGUCAGAUCGGCAUCACCAUCAACAGAGGAUCAAGAAGCGUGCUCUCGACAAUUUAAUGCCGAUCUGCGGGUUUCUCCGCGUCAGAGUUUCAAGGUCGAAGUCGUAGAGUGCAAGGCGGGUCAGGGCAACCCUGCUUCGAGGUCACUUCGGCGGUUGCAGGAUGUGACUAUGUCAGGCAUAGCAGACGACAGAUCGGUGGCUGAAAAUGCGUGUAGAAAGCUAGGCGGUGGCUGCAGCCGGUCUGCCAAUAGCAUAAGCACUGUCACUGCUGUCAACGCAGAGCCAAUCUUGCUGUCGAGUUCAAAUCCAAGCCUAGUCGAGGUGAAGAAGGAAGUUGUAACUUGCGCCGAAGGUCAUGGCCCCACACCUGCAGCUCAGAGCGACAGUGACAAGACAGACUCAUCCCUUCCGAUCGCUACAGAUCAGUUUGUUCCACCGUUACUCCACGGCUCAAAAUGCAUCGUGAAGACGGAAUGUGUCGGCAAAAAGGCUGCUUUGACAUUGCCGGUCAUAACACCGGCGCUAGAGGACCAAGUUGAGCGUUGUCCCCGUUUCGCGGAUGGCGUCGUGGAAAAUCACGCCAACUGGAUUUUCGCUGAUUUCCGGAACUCGUGCAAACCCAAAGCUACGAGACUCGAGAAACAAUGUGUUGAUGCUCAGCCAAGUGUUUUGGGGCGUAGAGAAAGUUUCAACGCAAGUGAUCCAUUUGUUCCGAGCUACAGCAAACUUGAGUCCGAUGACCAGUUGAAAGAACUCGUCAACAGCGUCGUCCAGUGUUUAGAUGUGGAGGACGGUUCGCAAGACGGCUUUGGAAGGACAUCCGUCAGCGGAGGCGGCAGAUGUUCGGAAGGCGACAGCGGCGCAGAGGAAGAGAGAGUAUUGUCUGCCGCUGAAGCUUUGGCGAGGUUAACAGACGAAGCGAGGGAGGCGGACGACACAGAAGACGACGUGAACGGCGCGGAAGAGCUCGUGUCGAUGCGAGAGUCAGACGAAGAGAACGGAUGUGAAAGCUUCUGUUCCACGGAUUGCCAUACACCCUGCAGCCCGAGGGGAGUCAUCGGGGAUCAGAACCCACUCAUGUUCUUCUGCACGCUCAAGUGUCCUUUGGAGGAGCCUGUGACGGACGUCUGCUUUCUGGAUGGCAACCCCCGUGUCCUGGUUGCCGUGCAAGCCCAUGCCAUCUACAUGUGGCACUUUGCCGGUGUGUGGCAUCCAAGCCUUGCAGUGACCAGCUUGCAGUACAAGAUAGAAGACCAGCACUGCUUCCUGCGGUACGAGGGAUCCUCGUUUCUGGUCUACCUCAACUCCGGAGCUCCGUCACAGCUGGUCUGCGUCCAGUGGGAUCUCGACGCCUGCCAGAGUUCGCAGCUGAUGCUGACCUGUGGCAGCGAGUAUUGCACGGAUCCAAAAGGACGCCUGCGGAUCUACCUCCUGACGAAGCUGAGCGACGACUGCGUCGCGACGGCAUCACGGACCAGCAGCGGUACCUCUCGGAUACGUGUUCACCGGCUGCGGUACGUCUGCGGCGAAGUCGGAGACGAAACCGAAGUCGUCGGCUGGACGUCCGGCACCCUUCACACUCUCGUCGGCGUCGACGCACUUCCCAGCGCGCUGCUGGGAAACCAGGGCAACGUUUUCUACGUCUGGGACUACGAAGAAAAGGUUCUUGUGAAGAAGAUGAUUCUCGAGCCAAACUACUUCACCGACCUGCACCACAUUUGCUGGGCUUCCUCAGACUCUGGGCUCUUGUUCCUGUUGAUGCGCACGACUGAUGAAGAAGCUUGUCAUUUGCUCGUCGCCAACCCCUUCACCUGCAAAUCCCAGCUUGUCAACUCCUACGCAUGGCGUCGCGGCUCCAACCCAGCAAUACAAAGCAGACAUCAGCAGCCUCAGAUUCAAGGCCACUACAUGACAUGCAUCAGCCCAGAUUUGGGAAUCCGGAUAUGGAACUUGCUCGGCGGAAAUCCGGUAGCCGAAAUGCGAUCCAAGAAAGCGUCGUCUGUCGCAGUGGCAGACUUCUCCAAACAUUGUGUGGUCGCCGUGGGAAUGAAGCAUGGAACCGUGCUAGUGUUUACCUCUUAGCACGUUCCGGGAAAAAAAAUGUGUACAAUUAAGGACUUUGUGCAUUUUUA
Ixodes scapularis (black-legged tick) is the source of this 3248-nucleotide messenger RNA. RefSeq lists its product as uncharacterized. The record is from RefSeq and is a predicted model, not a curated record. Lineage: Eukaryota; Metazoa; Arthropoda; Arachnida; Ixodida; Ixodidae. The coding region runs from base 97 to 3198 and encodes 1033 amino acids. Gene Ontology annotation, molecular function: protein binding. The transcript is spliced from 9 exons.